Molecule: messenger RNA, 963 nt
Organism: Harpegnathos saltator (Jerdon's jumping ant)
Lineage: Eukaryota; Metazoa; Arthropoda; Insecta; Hymenoptera; Formicidae
Product: intraflagellar transport protein 22 homolog
Exons: 4
Coding region: 136-753 (205 amino acids)
Source: RefSeq, a predicted model, not a curated record
GCUGGUUCAGCGAAUCAUGUGUAUACGUUUGAUUCUUUUAUAAAAUCGAUUGUAUCAUAUACACAGGUGACAAUCACUAUAGCAACAAUUGCCAAACAGUAAUGCGCUCCGUAUUGUUGUGUAUACUCAUGUUAGAUGCGAUGGUACUCUUGCGAUGAUCAUUGUAACCAUUAUCAAAUAAUGCACGCGUUGAAAUUAGUAAUGAUAGGACCAGCUGGGAGUGGGAAAACCACGAUAGCGAAUUUUUUGGCUGAUGCCACGGAAAUCCCAUACGAUUAUUAUCCUACUGAAGGAGUCCGGAUACUUGAGUUUGAAGCAAACAAUAUUGAAGUAAACAACGAACUCAUCUUGAGGGACAUUGAACUGUGGGACUGUAGCGGAGAUUAUAAAUUCAAAAAUUGUUGGUCGGCUAUGCGCAAAGGUGUACACGGCGUAAUACUCGUAUAUAGCGCGCAAAUGCAAGAUUCCUCGAAGGAGUUGAAGGAAUUUUACGAUUACUUCGUUGCUGGUUCGAAAUUGGGUCCGAAUAGUUGCGUAAUACUUUACUUUGAUCCCGAUAACGUUACACCAAGUACGUCGAAGAUAAUUUCAUCUAGCUUCUUAAGCGUCUCUCAUGUCAAGUGUAACGUGGAUGAUGGUGGUGAUAAAUUGAAGACUGAUUUUCGCUUGUUCUUAAGCGCCUUGAUGACAAAAAUGCAAGAGGACAAGGAAGAGAAACUGAUAUUGAGCGAUAACAUAUUAUUUGCUAAAUAAUAUAUUAAAGGAGCGAAAGGAAAAUAUUCAGAUUAUUUUACAGAUUACAAAUAUCACAACCGAUUAUAAUCGAUUACAAGUAUCAUUUUGUGAAUAUUUUUUCAUUUGAGCGUAUUUUAUAAGAAUUUUUAGGGUGUAUUUUUUCACUUCUGACGCCAUCAAUCAGAAAUUGCGCACCCAGUAACCAGAAUAUAUUUUAAUAUAUUUUUA